Messenger RNA from Jaculus jaculus (lesser Egyptian jerboa), 1869 nucleotides. It is a transcript of the gene Gabra1, whose product is annotated as gamma-aminobutyric acid type A receptor subunit alpha1. Gene Ontology annotation, molecular function: transmitter-gated monoatomic ion channel activity involved in regulation of postsynaptic membrane potential; GABA-A receptor activity; benzodiazepine receptor activity. The record is from RefSeq and is a predicted model, not a curated record. Gene Ontology annotation, cellular component: neuron projection; synapse; GABA-A receptor complex. NCBI's taxonomy places the organism in Eukaryota, Metazoa, Chordata, Mammalia, Rodentia, Dipodidae. The coding region runs from base 170 to 1537 and encodes 455 amino acids. The transcript has 10 exons. Gene Ontology annotation, biological process: monoatomic ion transmembrane transport; gamma-aminobutyric acid signaling pathway; nervous system process.
GCGGUGCAUAUAAAAAAAAAAAAAAAAAAUGGGCGGAUUGGUCUCCGCAUCCAGAGGCUGGUACCACCUUCCUUUCUAAAAUAAAAUCUCUCUGGCAUGAAGUCACCGCCUAUUUCACAUCCGGUUUGCGCUGGGACGUCUUACUACUGUCUUGCUGCUCAAGCCCGUGAUGAAGAGAAGUCCGGGUCUCUCUGACUGUCUUUGGGCCUGGACCCUCCUUCUGAGCACACUGACGGGAAGAAGCUAUGGACAGCCCUCACAAGAUGAACUGAAAGACAACACCACUGUCUUCACAAGGAUUUUGGACCGGCUUCUGGAUGGUUACGACAAUCGCCUGAGACCAGGGUUGGGAGAGCGUGUAACUGAAGUGAAGACAGAUAUCUUCGUCACCAGUUUUGGACCUGUUUCAGACCAUGACAUGGAAUAUACAAUCGAUGUGUUUUUCCGUCAAAGCUGGAAGGAUGAAAGGUUAAAAUUUAAAGGACCUAUGACAGUCCUCCGAUUAAACAACCUGAUGGCCAGUAAAAUCUGGACUCCUGAUACAUUUUUCCACAAUGGAAAGAAGUCUGUGGCUCACAACAUGACCAUGCCCAACAAGCUGCUACGGAUCACAGAGGACGGCACCCUACUCUACACUAUGAGGCUGACAGUGAGAGCUGAAUGUCCCAUGCAUUUGGAGGAUUUCCCUAUGGAUGCUCAUGCCUGCCCACUAAAAUUUGGAAGCUAUGCAUAUACAAGAGCAGAAGUUGUUUAUGAGUGGACUAGAGAGCCUGCUCGCUCAGUGGUUGUGGCAGAAGAUGGGUCACGUUUAAACCAGUAUGACCUUCUUGGACAAACAGUUGACUCUGGAAUUGUUCAGUCUAGUACAGGAGAAUAUGUUGUUAUGACUACGCAUUUCCACUUGAAAAGAAAGAUUGGCUAUUUUGUUAUCCAAACCUACCUGCCCUGCAUCAUGACUGUUAUCCUCUCCCAAGUCUCCUUCUGGCUCAACAGAGAGUCAGUUCCGGCCAGAACUGUCUUUGGAGUAACAACUGUUCUCACUAUGACAACUUUGAGUAUCAGUGCCAGAAAUUCCCUCCCAAAGGUGGCCUAUGCCACAGCCAUGGACUGGUUUAUAGCAGUAUGCUACGCAUUUGUUUUCUCGGCUCUGAUUGAGUUUGCCACAGUGAAUUACUUCACGAAGAGAGGUUAUGCAUGGGAUGGCAAAAGCGUGGUUCCAGAAAAGCCAAAGAAAGUGAAGGAUCCUCUCAUUAAGAAAAACAACACGUAUGCACCCACAGCAACCAGCUAUACCCCUAAUAUGGCAAGGGGUGACCCUGGCUUAGCCACCAUUGCUAAAAGUGCCACCAUAGAGCCAAAAGAAGUCAAACCUGAGACAAAACCUCCAGAACCCAAGAAAACCUUUAACAGUGUGAGCAAAAUAGACCGAUUGUCAAGAAUAGCCUUCCCGCUACUAUUUGGGAUCUUUAACUUAGUCUAUUGGGCCACCUAUCUAAACAGAGAGCCUCAGCUUAAAGCCCCCACACCGCAUCAAUAGGUUCUUCUGUCACAUUCUUGUUGUUUGGUAUUCUGCACUGGGAAUUGCUUUCUGUUCUCAACGCAGUGACUCCUAUCUGCUUUCCUGCCUCUGUCUAAAAGAUUCUGAAGGUUUCCUUAUUUCCAUAAUUCAUAUAAGAACAUGAGACCCUGUCUGACAGUUCAGAGCAGAGCAGAGCAUACAGCUUGGAGACAGGUUUCUGGGAGGAAGAAAGGGCAGAAAAUCAUGUCAGAAGGAGACAGAUGUGAGAGUAAAGAAUGGGAAGGAAGGUCCAAAGAUGUGAGGAAAGGCAGUAGAAAACAAAAAAAAAAAAAAAAAAGCUUAACUAUGAC